CGGGGGGUGCGGGGGGCGAGCCUCCGCCCUCGCAGCCUAAAGCACCGAAAACACCUUCCACACCUGAGGCAGUGCUGCCGAAGCGCGAGCCCGCGAGUAUGGAGGUGGGCGAAGCGCCCGACCUGCUGCGAGACUGCCUGCCGCCGCUAGACGCAUUAGAUGGCCUAAAACUAGGUUCAUGUUCACCUUUAGGGCGAGAAGCUCUAUCAGAAGGUCUUUCCGAAGGUUUAUCGGAAGGCCUAUCAGAGGACCUUCCCGAAGGCCUUUCGGAAGGUCUAGGCCUGGGCUGCCUCACUCCGGGCCUCUGUCUGGACCCCCCGCCUGAUAUGUUCGAUCACAAGGACAUCAAGAUGCGGCUGUCGCCGCUGCCGCUGCUGGGGGGCGUGGGGGGCGUGGGCAACCUCGCGCAGAUAGAGGACCUCAUGGACGACGACUCACACAACCCUGUCACACAAGGUGAUCCAAUGUUAUGUUCGUCACCGACAUCUCUGGGGUUAAGCUCGGACUCCAUGCUGCACGACGACUCGCACGCAUUCUCGCACCAAGGUUCGAAUUUGCUUAGCGAAGGUCUAAGUCUAGGCACAUCGCUGUCCCUAGGCGACAGCUGCCUGCCGGGGCUGCUGCUGGGCGCCCAGCACAGGCACCACCACGCGCCCCACUCCCCGCGCUCGCACCCGCGCCCCUCCUGCUUCGACAUGGACCUGGGGGCGUAAUACAUACAUACAUACAUAUCUCUAAAAUACCUAACUGGUCAUUCGGAAUAUGGUCGUUAAUAUGUUUGGGGGUCCUAAUCGUAUAACUAACACCCCCAAAAAAAUAUUCUUUUUUGACGCAUUAUAAAGAUUAUUCCCCUAAUAGUCUUUAUUUAAAUUAUAUAGAUUUAUUUGCGAUUUUUUCUUAAUACCGACCCCCUAAAAAGUCGGACCCCCAAAAAACCAUGUUCCGUCUAACCAUUAUAGUAAAAUUUCUUAUUCAAAUACUUAGAAAAAUCUCUCAAAAAUAGUUACAAAACCAUAUAUAAAAGUUGUUUUUGUUAAAAUUUCAAUUUCAUAAAAUCUAAUCAAAUAUGCACUUUUUUACCUUCACAUAAAAGUCAAAUUCGCUCAAAACCAUAAACAUUUCAAUCGAUUAUCUAUGAAUCGAAUAUACCAUAGACUAAUUUGACAAUAAGUUCCUUCGCAAGUUUCGUUGUGAUAAUGUUACCAGCUUAACUUAUAUUAAAAAUAGUUGUUGCUCGCGACUUCAACCGCGUGAAAUUAAAAAAUAUAGCCUAUGUUACUCACA
Messenger RNA from Papilio polytes (common Mormon), 1284 nucleotides. RefSeq lists its product as uncharacterized. The transcript is spliced from 6 exons. Lineage: Eukaryota; Metazoa; Arthropoda; Insecta; Lepidoptera; Papilionidae. The record is from RefSeq and is a predicted model, not a curated record. Bases 99 to 713 code for a protein of 204 amino acids.